AUGCCUACAAUAAAGCUCGUAGUGAUUGGUGCUUCUGGCGUAGGCAAGACUAGCCUCAGAGGAAAGUACAUCUCUGGCCGCUUUUCGACGGGGUACAGAGCGACUAUCGGUGCUGAUUUCAUCACGAAGACGGUUCCACACCCACGAAACCCAGACGAAUCAGUCACGUUACAGAUCUGGGAUACAGCAGGCCAAGAACGUUUCUCAAGCCUCUCAUCGGCAUUCUUCCGCGGGGCAGACGCAGCGCUGUUAAUCUUUGACGUCACCUCCCCCGAAUCCAUGCACGCACUCAAGAAAUGGUGGAACGAUUUUAAGGACAAGGCGCCUGUGGAGGAUGGGGACGUGCAUGAAUACUGCUGCGUUGUUGUGGGGAACAAGAUGGAU
Messenger RNA from Laccaria bicolor S238N-H82, 384 nucleotides. RefSeq lists its product as uncharacterized. Gene Ontology annotation, biological process: regulation of vacuole fusion, non-autophagic. The transcript has 3 exons. The annotation marks the transcript as partial. NCBI's taxonomy places the organism in Eukaryota, Fungi, Basidiomycota, Agaricomycetes, Agaricales, Hydnangiaceae. Gene Ontology annotation, cellular component: phagocytic vesicle; late endosome; vacuole. The record is from RefSeq and is a predicted model, not a curated record. Gene Ontology annotation, molecular function: GTPase activity; GTP binding.